This is a messenger RNA of Strongyloides ratti, 651 nucleotides long. RefSeq lists its product as hypothetical. The transcript has a single exon. The coding region runs from base 1 to 651 and encodes 216 amino acids. Lineage: Eukaryota; Metazoa; Nematoda; Chromadorea; Rhabditida; Strongyloididae. The record is from RefSeq and is a predicted model, not a curated record.
AUGUUUUUCCAUUAUUUUAAAAUUUUAAUUUUUUUAAUUGUAUCUAUUAAUGUUGUUUUGUCAUUAGUUAUAAAUAGAGAACACAUUUUUGCUAAUAAUGACAAUCAACAAAUAUUAAAAAAACGUGACACUGAAACGGAUAUUGUCCAAAAUAAUAUGAUAAGACGUCCCACUACACCAAAAAGAGUAGUAACACACACACAACCUCGUAAACCAUAUACAACUACAAGAUCAUAUACAAAUCCAAUAAUAGUAACUACAAGAAAACCGGUAACUUCACCACCAGUAACUACAACACAACAGGUAACUUUACCACCAGUAACUACAACACAAACGGUAACUUCACCACCAGUAACUUCACCACCAGUAACUACAACACAACCGGUAACUUCACCACCAGUAACUUCACCACCAAUAACUUCACCACCAGUAACUACAACACAACCAGUGACUACAACACAACCAAUAACUACAACUAAAAAAGUUGUAACUAAAAAAACAAAGGCCACGAAGAAAAAAAAGAAAACCACAAGAAGAAAUACAACUAAACCAGUUGCCAUAGGUACCCAACCUUCAAUUAACCCAACAAUUGGUACUGCUCAACCUACAACUGUAUCACAAGGAUCAACAGAUUAUCGAAAUGACUAUUAA